Molecule: messenger RNA, 695 nt
Organism: Drosophila gunungcola (fruit fly)
Lineage: Eukaryota; Metazoa; Arthropoda; Insecta; Diptera; Drosophilidae
Exons: 2
Coding region: 1-681 (226 amino acids)
Source: RefSeq, a predicted model, not a curated record
AUGGAGAGAUUUAUCUACCUAGUCAGUGAUUCAAAAUUUAAAAUUGAUUUGAAAAGAAGGCGACAAUUGUCUGUCAUUCUACAUCAACAGUUCCUGAAAAGUGCCUUAAAAGAAAUGUUUUUACUGCGAGUAAUCGAGCUUAUAGUUUGGCUCUUUUCAUCGGUGCGCACAGAAAGUUUGUUGCUAAUUUCAACACCGCCGACGAACUCACCCUCCUACUUCAUUGGCUACGAAAUCCCAGAAAACAUGUACGAAGCGGCUUUAGCGGAGAAGCGUAAAGAAAAGCCAUCCGCACCGUUGGACGCCAACACCUCAGUAACCAGGAAGAUAUCGGUUACUGUCAGUGUGGAUAAAGAGUUAGUCAUCCAGUCGGAAAAACACUCCACCGCCCUCGUCCUGUUCGAAAGGCUGGAGCCAAUGGCAUUACCGAUUCUGGCGAGCGAAGCAUACGACAUACUCCGCAGCACAUGGAAGACCAGUGGAACUGAGUGUCAAGACGAGAAGAAGCAGGGCAUUAAAGUGGAAACAGUGUCAGAGAAUAGAAUACCAAUGGGAUUUCCGGUGGACAAGAUAAGGGAAGUAUUCGCCCUUCGGAUGGAGGACAACAUUUACUACGGCUUAGAAUGCAGGUUCCUUCCCGAUGCGGAAUGUCUAGCGCCACCAUUGGAUACCAUUGGUUAAAAUUCCUCAAUCGA